This is a messenger RNA of Lachancea sp. 'fantastica', 1119 nucleotides long. NCBI's taxonomy places the organism in Eukaryota, Fungi, Ascomycota, Saccharomycetes, Saccharomycetales, Saccharomycetaceae. The record is from the annotation of a GenBank genome assembly.
AUGCUGAAGUCUUGCAGCCGCUUUCAAGCUGCUCGAGGGCUAUCUAAAAGUGUAAAAACUACCAAAUAUAAGAUACAUUCCAGUGAUAUACCUGAGAAUUCAACGAUAUUUAGUUUAGUCCAGCCUACGGGCAAAUUUCAUCUGGGCAACUAUCUGGGAUCUGUGAGAACGUGGAAAGAACUAUGUGAUUUGAAUAGAGAUGAUACCACCCUCAUAUUCGGAAUUGCAGAUCUACAUGCCAUUACUGUUCCGAUUCCUGACGGGCAGAAGCUGCGGCAAAGUAGAAAAGAGGCCAUUGCAAGCAUAUUAUCAUUGGGGAUCGAUCCUUCAAAAGCCAUUAUUUUCAAUCAAUCGCAUGUUCACCAGCAUGCAGAGCUUCAUUGGCUACUAUCGACGAUUGCUCCCAUGGGUCUUCUAAAUCGCAUGACGCAGUGGAAGUCUAAAUCGAAUAUCAAUAAAAGUAAUGAUGAAGAAAGUAUGGGUAACGUUAAACUUGGCCUUUUUUCGUACCCGGUAUUGCAGGCGGCCGAUAUCCUUUUAUAUCAGGCCACUCAUGUCCCGGUAGGUGACGACCAGGCUCAGCAUCUUGAACUGACCCGAACAUUAGCCCAGAGCUUCAAUAUGAUGUUCAAAUCACAAGUUCUAACUGUGCCAACAACCAUUCUGGCACCAACUAAACGUAUCCUGAGUCUGCUGGACCCAGCAAGCAAAAUGUCCAAAAGUGAUCCUAAUCACAAUGCCACAAUUUAUUUGAAUGAUGAGCCCGAUGUAAUAGCCAAAAAGAUUAAAAAGGCCGUCACAGAUUCAAUAUCGCAUGAGUUUUGUUACGAUCCUAUAAACCGGCCCGGUGUCUCCAACUUGAUCAAUAUAGUUAGUGGCAUUAGGAGAAUGUCUGUAGCCGACGUCGAAAAAGAGAUCAAGCAUUUUACCAGUCAUAGCGAGUUCAAAAACUACGUUACCGAGGUCUUGAUCGAAGCACUCCGUGUUCCACGAGAGAAUUUCAACCUGCUCAUCAAGGAUCCUGAACAUUUGGAAAAAGUUGCAAGACAAGGUUCGGAUGCCGCAUCGCAACUGGCAGAGAAAAACAUCAAAAAAGUCAAGGAAAUAAUGGGGUUUUGA